Molecule: messenger RNA, 4281 nt
Organism: Fusarium subglutinans
Lineage: Eukaryota; Fungi; Ascomycota; Sordariomycetes; Hypocreales; Nectriaceae
Exons: 7
Coding region: 1-4281 (1426 amino acids)
Source: RefSeq, a predicted model, not a curated record
AUGGAUCCCGUCGCAACCACCAAGGCCGAGGCGGAUGCUCAUUUGGAAACUCUUCGUCAAAAGAGGGGCGUUGGUAGAGGACAAGAAGAGGAUGUUUCGGAUCAACUCUACAAAGCUUCAACACAUUUCAUUCUCGAAUUAAUCCAGAAUGCAGAUGAUAACCAGUAUGAUUCUGAGAUUGUGCCCAGUCUGCGACUGGCAUUGUACAAUAAUGAAGGUCAGGGAUAUUUCCGGUCUGACUGUAACGAAGUUGGCUUCACAUUCAAGCAACUUGACGCUCUAACACGAGUCGGUCAAAGUACCAAGACCGCCACCAUCAACAACUCAAAGUCGUACAUCGGUGAAAAGGGCAUCGGAUUCAAGUCCGUGUUCAAGGUAGCUGAUGUGGUCCAUGUCGCAAGUGGGCUUUAUGAAUUCAAGUUUGACCGCAAUGCUCGCAUCGGAAUGAUUCUUCCCAUUUCCUCAAAGUUUCCUACCGCAGAACGCGUAGUCGACCAUACGCAGUUCCUACUUGAGUUGAAAAGUCAACGCGACUACGAUAUCAUCAAGAAGGAGCUAAACAGUAUCGAGCCAGACCUGCUGCUGUUUUUACGAAAUCUGGACCAGGUCCAUAUAUCGAUCCGCGGCGUGAACAAGCAGUAUCGACGCAAGAUCACCAAAUUGGACCCAAGAUAUGACGGAGAAACUGUAAAGAUAUCUGUCCAGGGCGACGCCGUAACCUCAAAAGAAUACAUUGUCCACCGAUAUACUGCCCAAAGCCUAUCUACGGUUCCCCAGAGGAAAGGCAUUGAUUCUUCCGAGGUUAUGAUAGCAUUCACGUUCGACAGUGAAGGUAAUCCCGUAUCCAACACUCAAAAGGUGUUUGCCUUUCUUCCAGUUGAUGACUUUGGCUUCCGUUUUCUCAUCCAUGCGGAUUUUAUACUUGUAGCCAGUCGAGAGGGUCUCGAUGAAUCAAGCCCUUGGAACUGGUCUCUCAGGUACUCAAUCCAACUGGCCUUCGUGGACUCAAUCCGCCGUCUUGUUACACUAUCACCCACCCGGGAUGGGGAGGGUCUUUGCUACAUGUGGCCAAAAUACCUCCCUCGCUAUCAUGAGACCUCAGGGUUUUGGUAUGGUCUUCAUGAAAACAUGAUGAAUGCCUUGCGUGAUACACCUUUACUCAAAUCGCGAGCGGGCGGCGCUCUAAGAAAGCCUACAGAUCUCUACUACGUACCUGGAGAGUAUAGAUUUGAAAACGGAACUAUUUUCGACCUCCCGUCACUUUCACACUCGCACUUGUCGUUUAAGUAUGACAGCGUGAAGUCGGAGCUUUCCUUGAUCGGGGUCAACACUCUUGAUAUCAAUGAUCUAUGGCGAGAACUUUCCCAAUGGAUCAAUGAAGCUGGAGUUGGUGGUCUAAAGGCACAAUCAAUUGAGUGGCACCAAAAAAUCAGUUCGAUCUUCUGCAACCAACAAAAGCUACGAGAGAAGCUCCGAGAUUUGCCAAUUGUGCCUCUUCGGGAUGGCUCAUGGGUCAGGGCGUGUCAGGAUCGCGUCUUUUUUACUUCUACACACACCCAAGAGCAUGUGCCCACUGGCAUUGAGCUCUCUCUCGUGGAUAACUCUGUAUCUCAAGACUCAGAAAGAAGAAGAUUUCUAAGUUUCUUGGGAAUUCGAGAAUACAGCCCUGUUCAAGUUUGCGAAUUGAUUAUCAAACUUCACCAUGAUCUGCCCCCGGGGCCCUGCCGCACAGAAAUGGAUCUUGUAACGGACGCUCUUUAUCUUUUUGAUCAUCAGUCGUGUAUCAAUUACGAAGUUCCCAACAUUCACUUUGUCGCUAUAGAGGGCGGAAAAACCGUGCGAACUAGAAAACGCCAUCUAUACUUGGUCGACCCCGAUGUCAAGCCAGGCUUGAUAGCAAAAUAUCAGUAUAGCGCGUCAAGUCCACUCGUGGUGGUCUCUGAUAAGUAUGAAGCUGAGCUCUCCAAAGAUAGACCACGACAAGAGGCAGAGUCAUUUCGACGGUGGCUCCUUGGAUCCAGAUACAAAGAGUUUUCUACAAUCCCAGCACUUUUAUGUAAAAACGAACUAAGUGCCGAGUGGCACUUUCUUCGCAGCCACGACGUGAUGGAUUUGCUACAAGCCAUGAGGUUACAAUGGGACAGAAAAGGCAUGCUAUCCCCCAUCAUUAUCAAGGCUGCGGCGGAACUUCAAGUGCCCGGCUCAGAUGGCCAUUGCAGACCCCUACGUCGCCUAGCUAUCCCGACUACAGAGCUGAAGCAAAAAUGCCCGCAUCUCGACUUUGUGAGCCUUCCGAAUCCUGAGUGCAACUGGGGGUUUCUAUCAGUUCUGGGCGUCUUAACCACCUACAAUACAACAGCAACUCUACGAGAGCUCCAGAAGCUUGCACAGCUGCAAGUUGAAGAUGUGGAUAAGGAUGCAAUAAAAGGAAUCUACGAAGCACUGAACGCAAGCAUGCAAUCCGAGUGGAAGGAGAUACAAACAGCUUUCAUGGAAGAGCCCCUCGUGCUUGUUCAAAAACCCACGCCAAAAUGGUUAAGCCAUCUCUCCUGCGUCUGGGAUGCCCCAGGUGCUCUGAAGCAGGUCACAAAACUCAUCAAUCGCUACCCCACAUGCAGAAAGUUAUUCGUAUCCAUUCUGGGUGUGAAGCAAGCCGGCACUGGAGAUAUUGUAGAGGAACUGUGCUCCGUCCCAGAUGAAGGCGAUCUGCUCGUCCAGCGUUUCAGCGAGCUGUUCUUUCUACUAGAGGAACACCUUAUUGAUCAUGAAGGGCUGAGCAAAGAUCACAUCCGAAAAAUUCGAGAAGCUGUGGUAUUUCCUAUUGUGGCUGAAGGGGCAGGCGGUGACGAACAACCAAGUAUCACACGACAGUCUAUAUGUGAGGGUGAUUGGGUCGCUAUGCUUAGCAUGCCUGUAAAUGAUGUCAACUCUUUACGUCCCCUGUUUGAGGAUCUGGACUGCGAAGAAAGGUUUCUCUCUUGUGCUGUUGAGCAAUCAACUGAACUGAAAGGAACAUGUAUUCGUGACUUAUGCCGAGAAGAAGAUUUAGUGACUCGACUUGACUAUAUUGCGCUAGCAACAGAGCAUUCGGCACUCUUGGAGGAUCUCUCGGUGCAGAUGUGGUCAGUAUCAUCGAUUCUUACUAAAAGUCGACUGGGAAACAUCGAGAUCAGCAGUGAAGACAAUUUAACCACGAUCAAAAAUAAUGGAAAGGUCACAAACAUAUACAUACGCAAAGAUAUAGCCAUGGCCAUGCAGUUCAAAGUCGAUCUUGAAAUACUGGACUACUUCUAUAGUCUAUUGAACGAUGUCAACAACGCCAUGCUGAUUGCCCUCCUCCUCAAAGAACCUAUUGUUCAACUCCCCAGCAUCCUGGAGCGAUAUAAUAUUGAAAUACCCGAUAACACGAACAAUGGAGAUACUGGCAAUCAAGAAAGUGACGACGAGGACCAAGAAAGCACCUGUGAAAAUCAAGACAGUACCGACGACGAUCAAACAACGACAGCCUACUCAGUCAGUGAUUCUGACAGGGAGGAACUGAUCCAGAGCGGUGACGAAAGCCAGUUGAUCGAUCUUGCAACAGAAUUCGGGAAUCUUAGGAUUUCAUCAGCACCAUGUAGCAAUGAUACGAAUUGCACCACUCCAGAAAGCUCGCCUCGACUUGUCCCACGACACGAAAUGAUUCCCUCUCACGAUCCAACAAGCCAAGGAACCACCAAAAGACCAACCGUAUUUCAUUCAGACGAGACCCCAGUUGCGAGAACUCCGAGAAGUACUACUCAGUUACAAGGAGUACUCGACCAGCAUGUUCCAACACAAACAGCAGAAACCACAUCUGAGAGCGAUCUUUCUUUGACUCAGCAUUCACACCUAGAGACUGCAUUCUACCAGAAUAUCCUCGGUUCAAAUAGCCCUAGACCCGAACAUUCUCCCAGAGCCUUGGGAGUUCCAUCUAACAGAUAUAGGGAGAUUGGGUUCCUUGGGGAGCGUUUCGUUUAUCGUAUGCUUCAACCUCGUAUCAAGGAUUGGACAUAUAAGAAUUGGACGAGUAAGUUGCGAGUCGAGGCUGGGCAUCCUCGAUUCACUGAGCGUGAAAAGGACUUCUCAGACUUUACGUACAAGGAUCGCUUUGGUCACAUGAAGGUAUUGUUACGUGAAGCUGGCGUAGACGUAGUCACCGACUGGUCUCACGACACGAUGUUUCAUCUUGAGGUCAAGGCAACACUAGGUCCUUGCAGUGAGCCAUGUUUCGUGUCCCAGAAUCAGCUCGACAAGGUGUGA